Molecule: messenger RNA, 3507 nt
Organism: Aureobasidium subglaciale EXF-2481
Lineage: Eukaryota; Fungi; Ascomycota; Dothideomycetes; Dothideales; Saccotheciaceae
Exons: 8
Coding region: 1-3507 (1168 amino acids)
Biological process (GO): protein desumoylation
Cellular component (GO): cytoplasm; nucleus
Molecular function (GO): SUMO-specific endopeptidase activity
Source: RefSeq, a predicted model, not a curated record
AUGGCCAACUCUCUCAUUGAUUCCAUCUUUGGAGGAGUCAAACGAGCCUUCGACGCGUUCUCAGGCAACGAGUCGAACACCAGGGACGAUGCACAGACGAGUGAAGAAACGAACGUAGAAGCGACACUCGAACCAUCACCGACGAGCCCACAAUCCCAGUUCCGAAGAAAACGCAUACGCACCCAAGCCACUUCAGAAGCAAGACAAGUCGCAUCGUUGAGAUAUUCGGAGCAAGAGCCGCGAAGCAGAAUAUUUUCGGAAAGACAGUCCAGCCCUAGACAAUCACACGCGCAACCGAGUGCCCGAGAAGAGCAAGGCGCAUCGUCAAGAGGAAGUUUUACCACUCAGCAGCGACGCACAAAUCACCGCACACAAAUCAGCGUCGACGAGAGGAGGCUGCUUCCUGGAGUAUACCCCGAGACCGAAACAUCUACUCUCGUUCGCGUACCGCUGGACGAGUGGAACACAAUGAGCACUGUCAAAAGGAAGCCAGGAAAAGGCAUGGGAUUCACGCCGCAGAACACCUUGCGCAAUUCAGGCACGGGUCCAGCCCCUCUGACAACCACAACUACUCGCGGAGUGAACGUGGACGAACGUCAGACAAAGCGCCGGAAAAUAGAAGAUGGCCGUUCACAACAUGGCACCGACAAUAUGCACGAUAACGACUUCCUCACUCGUGGUACUCAAGUCCAACCUUCGGCUACGCUAGGAAGACAAUCAAGUGUCAUCAGUGUUGCCAGUCAGAGCCAGGAAACUCCGAGCCAGAGAAGCACUGCUUUCGGACAUGACGAGAGCCGUAAUGUUGAUAGGACCCUUAACAACAAGAAGAAAAGUCGCAAACGAAAGCCCAGCGCAGCACAUCUGCCUUCGUCCCCUUUCACUGGCACACAGACCGAUCCCGUUUCUCUCGACGAGGACGACGAAGUCCAGUUCAUCGGGGACCAAAGUACUCCGGACCGUCCAGCUCGAUCAUCGGCCGUUGGAACCACGACGUCUCGUUUGAAGAAUGCUCAAAUCCCAGGACGAACUACCGAGGUUGACAGCAGUUGGCAAAGGCAUUAUCGGGCAGAGAAAGACAGGAUAGAUGCACCUCGCUCACCAAACUUGAAUGACAAAUUCAAAAGAGACAGAGGAGAACCAGAAGAAUCCCCAGCACCAAAGAAAGCGCCCCUGUCAAUCAAAGACAAGAUGCAAGCGACAUCUAAUCCUCCGCGGAACCAUAACCUUCAACAAGGCCUCAACGACUCGAGUGAAGAUGAAUUAGCGCUUGGAUCUUCAUUGCGACAACCAGCCCGAAAGCCCAGGCGCAACCCAACUCAACGCUCGCCGUCUCCAGGUCGCAUCGUUUCUACGCAUUUCACCAGAGGCCGAAGAGAGACUGGAUUCAAUGAGCCAGUAAUCCUUCCUGUGAGCUCGCUUCGUCUGAAGGCUGGCAACUGGGAGAACCUGACCAUGGGCCUUAUCUACUAUCCUCAGGAAAAGGAGAUUCACUUCAAUCACAAUGGGGAAGAACUCUACUCUCUUGAUCCCAACAGUACAAUGAUUGUGAUCAAAAGCAUACACGCUCAAAGCUUCUACCAUGGCGACAACAAUUCCACCGAGACCAUCUUGCUUGGAGCAAAAGACGAAAUCUCUAAGGGUCGCAUCUGGCUUGAUUUCCCCACACCAAGGCACCUUGAGAGCUUCAUAGAAGUUCUAAAGGUGAUGAACCCUACGAUCAAGGACAGAGAGAUGAACGAGAAUCAGUUUCAGCACGCAUUGAGCAGUGCCGAAACUUUCUUCAAGCUGAAGACCAUGGAGGUUGAUCCUGAGAUUCAAGCUAUGCGUAUUCGUCAAGAAUCUCUCUCCAGAGAGCAUACACAUCGAGAGCGGACCCUGGCGGCACAGAGUGGUAAUCCUCUUCCUGAGCCCACCAGUCACACUCCGAUACCGCGGUUGACCCGUGCUAUGAUAGCCGACUUUGUCAAUACAAAGACUGCAGACAGCGGACAAGACCAUUCUCUACCGCCACCAACAUCUCGUGCGGAACAAGCCACACCUGUCAGAAGCAGUCGCAGACUACAAAGCAGAGAUGAUGGCAAAGCUACGAGACCGGUGGAGCCAGAACUCGAGAGAUGGACCAAGACUCAUGGGAUCCCCAAAUGGGAUGCCCCAUUGACUUAUCCUGCAGUCGGAAAGAACAGAACCACGAUCGAUGCUUCGGAUAUCGAAGGACUAGAUGAAGGUGGUCUCCUCAACGACAACAUCAUCUCAUUCUGCCUGAGAGAGAUGCAGGAAAAUCACCCAGAGCUGCAAAAUCAAGCCCACAUUUUCAACAGUUUCUUCUAUUCCACGCUGACUACGACAAGCUCCGGAAGAAAAGGCUUCAACUACGAUGCCGUCAGCCGAUGGACUAGGACUGUUGAUCUGUUCAGUCAUCCAUUUGUCGCCGUUCCAAUCAACGCCAACUUGCACUGGUUCGUGGUCAUCAUCUGCAACCUCGACAAGCUAGCACGGAAGUUGGACUUGGAUGGCCUUGGUGAUGAUGAAGAACAAGAUGAAGAAGAAGCGGAAGAAGAAGUCAAGCCUACCUCACAGCCAGACGAACAGGAGCCACCACAAUCUCAGACCACGGUGCAAAACGACACUGAGAUACCCGAAUCGCCUCAAGAAGCCAAGGACGGUGACCUAUCCCAACGAGUCAAGCGUAUCUCCCUGGAUGCUUCUCAAGAAGAAGAUGAUGAGUUGCCUCCUCUUACUAAGUUGAAGCCCGUUUCGCGCAAAGGAAAAAGACAGGCACCGCCUCUCCCUAAGAUGGACCCUAACACACCUGCACUUAUCCUCCUCGACUCACUUAGUGGCUCACAUCCUACAGAAAUCAAGAAUCUCAAGCAAUAUGUCGUUCAUGAAGGUCGCGAGAAGCGAAGUCUCGAUUUCGACCAUAGCGAGCUCAGAGGGAUGGCAGCUCGCGGUCUACCUCAGCAGACAAACUUUUGCGACUGCGGCGUGUAUCUGAUUGGCUACAUGGAGGCUUUCCACCGUGACCCUGCCGAGUUCGUCCGCAAGAUCAUGUCUCGCGAACUUGACCACGACAACGACUUUGCAGACUUUGAUCCAUCUAAGAAGCGAGCGGAGAUCCGCGAGAAGCUGAUCAAACUUGAAAUAGAGCAGAGUACUGCAAAGAAGCAGAGGAAGAAGGAAAAGGCACGUCUCUUGAGGUUGAGUAGCCAAGAGAACGGAUCCCAGAGUCCAGCUCUCGCGCCUACUCGAAUGAGCUCGCCUUUGAAACCACCAGCGGAACACACAGACUCUAGGAUGGUCCAGAGCUCGCCCAUGAAGCCACCACCGCUGGAAAUGCAAAAUUCAAGCCCACCUGCAGCAUCAUCGCCAUCAUGCAACUCACCUCCGACGGUCGAUCGCGAGCCUGAGGAUGAUAUGCUGUUUGGGAGUGGCAACAUGGUUGAUUUCAAAAGUGAAUUGGAGGUAGCUGCCAGACAGGCUGCAUGGAUAACUCACAGGGAGGCAUAA